Exaiptasia diaphana is the source of this 2391-nucleotide messenger RNA. Its product is annotated as disheveled-associated activator of morphogenesis 2. The transcript is spliced from 15 exons. Lineage: Eukaryota; Metazoa; Cnidaria; Anthozoa; Actiniaria; Aiptasiidae. The coding region runs from base 74 to 1564 and encodes 496 amino acids. The record is from RefSeq and is a predicted model, not a curated record.
AGCAUGAUGUAACGACGGCAGAUGAAUGCUAACCGACAUAUCACCAUCAUGGGCUAGUUGAACUGCAUGCUGUAUGACUCUACUUGGGAGAAUGUUAUCAGCUGCAACACCUCAGACAGUACGUGAAGUGUCUAGGGGCUCAGGUUCCAAAGAAAUCCAGUGUUCAAAGGAUGAAAAACCAAGCAGUAAAAACACUGAUCUCUACGAGUCAUCGACACCAAGAAAUGGAUGGCAGCUUAAAGAAAUUUUAAAAACUAACUGGAAGUUCCUGGUCGUUGUUGUAUUCGUCUUGCUCGGUGUCAUUGCUUAUUCGUUACUGGUUAAGCGAGGUAUCACCAUCAUUAUGCCUAUCUUCAUCUAUCCAGGAUUUAUGAUAUCUGGCUGCUCAUUCCUCGUUGGYGUUUACAGGCGAGGUAGUGGUACUACAGUCGAAUGUAUACAUGUAAGUAAAUCAACUCCACCUAAAGAGGAACAAAACACCAAGUCUGAAAGCGAUGUCAAGGUUACGACAGACACCAAGAUAACAAGUAACGUACAGCCAAAUGUGUCAAGCGCUCCACCCCCUCCCCCUCCCCCACCCACUCCAUCGCCUUCAAACAAGAAAUUGGUUGUGGAAUGUAGGAAAUUAUUAUGGGAUGUUGUUGGGCAUAAUUCGCUGAGUAGUGAUACGAUAUGGAGUAAGGUAAGCUCRAUCAGCCUGGCACACACUAAACUACCUUCAGACAAAGUGAUUGCUGCGCUGUUGURUGGAAAACCUGAUUUACCGACUGACUUACUCGAGACUCUCUUAAAAUUUUCCCCAAAUGAAAUAGAGGAAUCUGCUCUCAAAAAACAAGGGAAAACAGAUCCAUCAUUAUUCGGUGACGUGGAAAGGUUUUACUUUAAGAUCAUCUCCAAAAUACCGACGUACAAGGAGCGACUGAGGACCAUGCUAUUGAAAGCCCAGCUACAAGAACGAAUCAACAACAUUCAGCCGCAUCUACAGACUGUCAUUGUUGCGUCUGAUGAAGUUCGACAGAGCAGUCUUUUAAGAGAUUUUCUCCAGUUUGUGUUGACGGUUGGCAACUUCAUGAACAGAAGUAGAACUCGUGGAUUCAAGAUUUCGUUCCUUGGCAAGCUGAUAUCCAUCAAAUCAAAUGUAGAUAAGAAGACAACGUUUUUAGAUUUCAUUGUGAAAGGUUUCAAGGCUUCGCAUCCAAACAUGAUCAAAAUGAUCAAAGAAUUGUCACAUGUCAAUGCRGCUGCUAAAAUUAAUUUCAAACACUUGGAAUUCGAGAUCAAUGAACUUAGCGGAGAAUUAAAGGUGCUUGAUAAUGAUGUCAAAAAGAUCAACAACAGCAAAGAACUUGAWACAACAUUCAAAGAAAACGUUAGAGUAUUUGUAGAGCAUGUCCAUCAGAAGUUUCAGUCUCUUAUUGCACUGAGAAAUACAGCURCAACAAGCUUGGAGGAGACCCUGGAGUUCUUUGGUGAAGGACGAGGGACAACCAUUACAAAUGAACAGUUUUUUGGGACUGUCACUACAUUCUUGCGACAUUUAGAGGAGUCACUCAAGAAGCAAUGAAGGCGUUCUGAAUGAGAUCCAUAUAUGGAGAAGUGCACUGCUGACAUCAAUAAAAUACUGAAGUGUUCAAUUUGUACAAAGUUGUACAUUAAAUUACGCUAACAUGUACUUAUAACUUCAGUACAUUUUAAGAAAAACAAUUUUUGGAAAUGAUGCGAAACUUUGAAGAACAAUGUAUCUCAGAUAAUAAUCAAGCAAAGCUGAUUUCACAAAUCGCCACACCCAAAUAUGAUCCAACAAGCUGAUAACUGGAGAAUUUGAGCCCGCGCUUGGAAUCUACGGGUUGAAAACGUACAUGAUGGUUGUAUUGUUUUAUACCUACAUUCAACAAAUUACGCGCGGUUUUGAGUUGUAUGUCCUCUUAUUGACACACUCUUGACGUCAUGAGUUACAAUGGAACCGUGUUCAUAUUUAACACAUUGUAAAUCUAAAAAUUAUUAAAAAUAUAUUAUUUUCUUUCAACUAACAUGAUGACGUUGAGGCGUGAUGCAUGCAUGCUAAUAACCCUUUUYGCGCUUUGUUUUUGGUUUUAACCGCGAAAAGUUCUAUCAGCCAAUCAGCCAGCGAGAAUUAACAGAAGUCUGGUAAAAAGUCAUUUUCAUUGAACGCAUCGCCUUAYCAAAUAUUUUUCACGGUGAAAUAGUUGUGUAAAAUACAKAUGAUGUAAUUAGUGGAUGGAAAUUGUUGUUCCAGUCUCCAAAGGGAAUAAAAAUCACAAUAAGAAUGGAAGUGCCUUGAUAGCCUUAGUAAAAUGACAACAYUGWACAUUUUUGGGAUACCAUGACCUGCCCGUGAGAAUGUAUGUUAAAAAUGAAAUAAAUAUCAAA